This is a messenger RNA of Myzus persicae (green peach aphid), 2619 nucleotides long. It is a transcript of the gene Syn2, whose product is annotated as gamma-2-syntrophin. The transcript has 11 exons. NCBI's taxonomy places the organism in Eukaryota, Metazoa, Arthropoda, Insecta, Hemiptera, Aphididae. The coding region runs from base 920 to 2416 and encodes 498 amino acids. Gene Ontology annotation, molecular function: structural molecule activity; protein binding. The record is from RefSeq and is a predicted model, not a curated record. Gene Ontology annotation, cellular component: intracellular anatomical structure; dystrophin-associated glycoprotein complex.
GAAUAGUAAUAUGAUACAUGUAUAUAGGUAUUUUGAGAACUUAUAAAGUUACAAACAUAUUCUUUAGUUUGUGAAUUUAAAUAAAUUUCAGAUUAAAACAAAAACAUAAAACAAUAUAAUUUUGAUACAUCAAUCUUUGGCUUUAAAACUUUAAAUAAAAAUAACUCCAAUGAAUUAAUAGUUAAUAAUGUUCAUUGGUAAAUAUAUUAAACAAUGCAAUUUCGAACUAAUUUCUAUGGAUUUAUCAGUAACUUAUUUUGUUCAUAAUAGUAAAUAUACCUACUGGGUAGAAGAUGUACAAAUAGUAUAAUAAGGAUAUAACAUAGGUAUUAUCUACAGAUGUAAUAGAAUACAGGUGUAAUAGAUUGGCACGCAUACCGCGGUAGCGAUUCGCGCGAUUGACCACGGUUACGAUCAAAGGUCGCGUGUCGUUUACGCGGUUGUUUCGGUGUUGCGGUUAAUUUUCUGGCCGCUCAUUCAGGCCGAUCCUUUCAAAAACAACAAAUGACAUCGACCGGAGGAGGAGUAGAGAACUUUUCACGCGUCACUGACGGGUGUAUCGCUAUACCGUGUAUCAGGUAUUCCGCGAGCGGCGUAAUAUGCGCGUUUGUCUGCCGGUCUUCACGGCGCAUGCCGGGCGGCGGCGGCAGUCGGUCGCCCACGGACACUAUAAACUUAUUCGAUUAUCGACCGACGCUGCGACCGCCACAGCAGUCGCGCCGCACUACCAGCGUACCGCCACCAGUAGUAACGCCGUCUCCGGUCGGAACGCUCAACGUUUGGCCAACUCGCGGUUGUUCGAUUGUGGUGUGUCUGCGUCGCGUGCGAUCUCCGGUAUGACAGCGGUGGCGUGAGAUAGGAAUAGAUAGUCCAUCGUCACAAAAAUCUACGUCCUGGUUGUGAUCAACUCAGAGAAAUUAUGAGGCUGAAUUUAAAUAGUACCGAAGAAUCGGAUAUAAAAGAGGAGUGCCUGGAUGGAAUUAAAGCAAGGACGGGAUUAGUACGAGUGAACGAUUCCAAUCGAGGCUCGUUAACCGUAAGAUUGGUGUUGACGCUAGAAUGUCUGAAACUCCAGAAACAAGAAGUAGUCGACAACCAUCAUUCGUCGUCGUCGUCAUCGUCCGAGGAUACCGUCGACAACUAUCAGCCUAGUCCCAACUAUUACUUGAGAUAUGUGACUGUUGCAAGAAAAAACGGUAGCCUCGGAAUAAGUGUCAAAGGUGGUCAAGAGAACAGCUUGCCGAUAUUGAUAUCGAGAAUUCCCGAAGGAGGAGCCGCUUACCACACAAAAAGGUUAUUCGUAGGAGAUGCUAUUAUAAAAGUGAACGACCAGUUGAUCACAAAUGCUUGUCACGAUGCAGCUUUACACAUUUUACGAAAUUCUGGAAAUCAUGUUACAUUAUUAGUCAAGCACUACAAAGCUGCAGCGCCUUUUUUACUUGGAGCAAGAGGGAACGGUAGUAAAAACAACAACAAUAAUGGAGAAAGUGAUACCGAAGACGGACCAUGGACGGAUUAUCUUAUAAUACCGCUGAUGAUGGGCUAUGUAACCAGAUACGUGCAAGGCACUGACAAACUGCGGCGAAACGGUUUCGAAGUGCACGGCAUGAACGACCUGAAUUCUACAAUCAUACAUUGCGAUAAUGUCAAAAGUUUGUCCGAAUGGGUUAAACUUAUUUCAGAGAACAUCGCAAAUCUCUCAGAAAUACAAAUUAAGCUUUACAAUCUAAAUUUUGGUAUCAACGAGAAAAUCGAGUAUAUGGGAUGGGUAAACGAGGGUGUGCUGAACAAUAACCACCCUUGGCAAAGUUACUGCGCAAGAUUCAUGAUAAUCAGAGGUCGUGACGUAUUACUUUUCGACACACCCCCGAUGUCCAUUACGGAGUGGUUGGACUGCGGCGUGGUGUACAAACUGUACGAAUCCAUGUUGAGACUAGUGAAGGAUGCGGAAAACGUGGACCAAAGGCAAAAUUGUUUUUUACUACAGACUUCCAACGGAGUGUCCAGGUACUUUUCAAUGGAAACCAAACAGGGUCUACUGGACGUGCAGUGCGCGUGGCACAGGUCAAUAUGCACGUCCAUGAUGCACAUCAAAAGCAGAACGUUUUACGUGUUGUUUGGAAACAACCAACAGCCCUCAAACUUAAUACUGGAUUGGGACAAUGGUUUCACAUUAUACGACAACUGGACGAAUUCGAAUGUUUGGACGUACAAGUUUUCAGAGCUCCGUGGAUCCUCAGACGAUCACAUUUCCCGACUAAAGCUUCACUUCAACGACAACGGCUGUAUCGAAACCAAGGAAUUGGUUUGUCAAGACCUGCAAAGCUUGCUGUUCUGCGUGCAUGCGUUCCUGACCGCCAAAGUGGUGUCCGUAGACCCUUCGUACUUAAACACCGAAGGGAUUCAGCAGCUAUAAGACGUUGCUCCACUUAAUCAAUAAUUUUGUGUAUACUAUAAUGUAUACAUAAUAUUAUAAAAUUUAUAAUACUGUUUAUAAGAAUGUUGCCGAUUUACACGCGAUUCGAAUACAAUACAUAGACUCAGUUAUAGACGAUUGUGCAUACUAGUAUAUUUUACUAUUACUAUGGUUGUUUAUAAAUAUAGUCAAUAAUAUUAAAA